AUGCACCAGCGAUGGCUUUCGUUGCCACUGUUGUCCAGCUGUGCUUCUGCAUUUUAUCCCUACCAAUAUCAGACUGGUGACGGUUCAGAUUCCAAUACCAAGCGAUUCAUACCCAAUGAUGCCGAUCAACAACCCUCACAAGACUCUCCAUUUCUGACACUCGAUAUCAAGAAAGUUCCUGUCAAGAGAAACAAUGCUUUCACCGUCACAAAUUCCUCCAAACCCAACGCCCCCAAUGCCAUGGCCAUCAGUCAAGACGGUCAUGACUACACAUAUUUCUCCACCAUGAGAUUCGGUUCUGCUCCAGGCCGUGAUUUGUACAUGUUGCUCGAUACCGGCUCUGCUAAUACCUGGGUCAUGGGUUCCAAUUGUCAAUCCAAGUCCUGCCAAAUCCACAACCUCUUUGGUGAAGCCUACUCCGACACUCUCAACCAGACUUCAACAACUUGGAACCUGGGAUACGGCACUGGUCAGGUGGCUGGCACCAUGGCAUCUGACCUCGUCAGCUUCGCCAACUACUCGGUGGAGCUAGAUUUUGGAAUCGCCACAACUGCAUCGGAUGACUUUCUCAACUACCCGAUGGACGGGAUUCUCGGUUUGGGUCCCGUUGCGUCCGAUACUCUCGGUGGAGCAACCAUCAUGGACGCACUCGACCAACAAGCAAACCUGAAAGAGAAGAUCAUUGGCAUGCAUCUCCAUCGAGCCUCGGACGGCAUCAAAGACGGACAAAUCACGUUCGGUGGUAUCGACAAUUCCAAAUUCAAAGGCAAGCUCAGCUACACCAAGACCGUCGAUAAUCUCAGCUGGGAAAUCCCUUUGGAAGAUGCAGGCGUGGACACCAAGGGCGUGGGAUUCAAGGGCAAGUCCGCUAUGAUUGACACUGGCUCUUCAUACUGGCUGGCUCCCCCAUCCGAUGCCGCUGCCCUACACGCCUUGAUCCCUGGAGCCGCCCACAACGGCGAAGCCUACAUUGUACCCUGUAACACCACGACCAAUGUCUUUGUCACGUUCUCGGGCGUCAAGUACACCAUUCCACCCAAGGACUAUGUGCGAGCGGCGACCGGUUCCACCAACAACAUGUGCAACAGCGUGAUUAUUGGUCACCAAGCAUAUGGCCCCAACCAGUGGAUCAUCGGCGAUGUCUUUCUCAAGAACGUCUACACGGUCUUCGACUUCGACAACACCCGUAUUGGCUUCGCCUCACACUCAGCCGACUCGAGUAUCACCUCCACAUCGAGCAGUUCCUCCUCUUCGUCGUCGUCGUCGUCGUCGUCGACGCCAUCAACCUCUUCCACCUCCACCUCCGACACCCAGUCCUCCAGCUCAUCCACGACCACUUCCACCGAGGGUGUUUCUUCCACCGGCCCAAGCUCGAGCAGCCGUCCCACAUCCUCUACCAUCGACAGCAGCCCCGGCUUCGAACCAGGCACAUCCAACUCGGCAUCAACAGUAUCCCCAACCAACAUCACCCUUGUAUGGACGAUGUUGUUGGCAUUCACACUGGGUCUAAUAUUGUAA
Molecule: messenger RNA, 1518 nt
Organism: Exophiala bonariae
Lineage: Eukaryota; Fungi; Ascomycota; Eurotiomycetes; Chaetothyriales; Herpotrichiellaceae
Exons: 2
Coding region: 1-1518 (505 amino acids)
Biological process (GO): proteolysis
Molecular function (GO): aspartic-type endopeptidase activity
Source: RefSeq, a predicted model, not a curated record